Molecule: messenger RNA, 243 nt
Organism: Tremella mesenterica DSM 1558
Lineage: Eukaryota; Fungi; Basidiomycota; Tremellomycetes; Tremellales; Tremellaceae
Exons: 1
Coding region: 1-243 (80 amino acids)
Biological process (GO): protein secretion
Source: RefSeq, a predicted model, not a curated record
AUGCCGAAGAUAUAUCUGCUUUCAAGAACUCUAGACCCAAUCUUAGGGAUAUUCACAGGUCUCUUGGCUUAUCAUCUACACGAAUCCAACCCUCGUUCCGCACCUCCACCAGGUCACACACUUCGAGAACUUGUCAGGUGGAAAUGGGGUUCUCCGGCGGGGUCUUCAGAAACCGCUUCGUCAGAUCAUAGUGAUGGAGAGUUGGGGGAGUUGCUAAAGGCGUUGGAGGGAGAGAAGAGAUGA